ACAGACAGAUGACAGAGCCAAACGAUAAAAGCAAAAACACAAAAACGGUUCACAUCGAUGAGUGAUCCACACAGGGGCUUAAGGGGCCACUCCAAACUGCGGCUGUAUCUGUGGAUCUAUGGAACGGCCCUAGUGUUUAUUUUCAUCAGCAUCCUGCUAAUCAUAUCCUUUGGCUUCAUCAACAACGAGCCCGAUAAGAGCUGUUGCCCGGCUGCCUUCUCCUUCUUCAGCCUCGGCCUACUCUCCUUGUUUUUCUAUAUGAACAUGAUGUUUCUGCGGCGCAAGUUUCCGAUCAACUGGAUAAUGAGCUGCAGCAUGGCUGUUGUCUUCGGUUUGGGCACUGCCUCUAUGCUGUGCAUGCAGACGGCCGGCCAUGUGAUUCUCUUGGCCCUGGAAGUAAUCGUGAUGAUGGGCCUCCUUCUACUGCUCGGCUACUGGCUGCCACCGAAGUGUCACCCGCUGCUCUACAUUGCCCUCACUUCGUUCAUUUUAGCGGUUAUAGCCUUUUUCCUGUGCAAAAUCAUAUCGGACCACACCGACGAGAACCACGAUAAAGUGGCUGUGUGGAUAGCUCGCUUCGUUCUCUGGACAGCCAUCUGCCCACUGCUGCUUUUCCAGUCGCAGGUGAUCAACGGAUACUGGGGCAAUGAGUCACCCUAUCUGGACAUACCGCUCUGCUCGAUCCUUCUGCUCAUCGACUUUCUGGCCUGUUAUGCCUUCCUGGAUGCUGUCGACGAUAUCGAGAUUGCCUACGACAGACUGUUUCGCUCAGAGACCGUAGGACUCAUGGCCCGUGUCGGGAGGAGCGGAAUAUGAGCCGCGGGCAACCCAGCCGGAAGAGCAUUUUUAUAAUCGGAAUGUUCUUCUAAGACUAAAUUACUAAAAUGUACUCGACAUUGCAUAGUAUUCGUACUAUUAUGAAUGCCGAAAUAUAUAGUAAUCGUAUGUAUUAAUGGAAACGAUUGAGGAGUAAUUGCUUGGGUGCAAAU
Messenger RNA from Drosophila persimilis, 989 nucleotides. RefSeq lists its product as uncharacterized. Lineage: Eukaryota; Metazoa; Arthropoda; Insecta; Diptera; Drosophilidae. Bases 58 to 816 code for a protein of 252 amino acids. The record is from RefSeq and is a predicted model, not a curated record. The transcript has a single exon.